Molecule: messenger RNA, 675 nt
Organism: Neocloeon triangulifer
Lineage: Eukaryota; Metazoa; Arthropoda; Insecta; Ephemeroptera; Baetidae
Exons: 7
Coding region: 91-633 (180 amino acids)
Molecular function (GO): odorant binding
Source: RefSeq, a predicted model, not a curated record
UGGAAAGUUUAUGGACAUUUUAUCAAUUUAUGCAAUGCAGCUCCUCCAGUGUCGCAACCUGGAAACUGUUCGUUUCCCAGUUACAAGAAAAUGUUCAAGUGUUGCAAGAACGGGCCUAAAAGUCUGGUUUCCAGCAAAAACUCUAAGACCUCGUGCAGCUCGACCAACGGAGCUUUGAACGCGUUCAACGUCUUCUCGCUGAACAAGCAGCAACUUCUCCUCAAUUCUCCGGCCAACUCGAUCCGCUUCCAAAGUCAACAGGUCAAACUGGCCUUUGGCAAAGACGCCUGCUUUGUCAAUUGUUACUUGAUGAAAAAGAAGAUCAUGUCUGCGCAAUACGUAAUCGACGAGACCAAGCUGGCCAAAUUUCUGACCGCCAGACAAACGUGCAGCUUUUGGAAAAAGACUAUUUCAGCCGCAGCGUCCGAAUGCAUUUCCACUGUCGGAGCACUUGACAUUCCCGACUUCAUCUGGCAAAAUCAAAAUUGCCCUGGAAAUGCGUUCGUCGUGGUGCAGUGCGUCCUCCUCAGAACGAUCCACAGCUGCCCGAACACAGUAUCGAGCAUUUCGUGCAUAACAAGGUACCAACUGUUCAACAAGUGCUACCCAAACAUUCUUACUCAGGCAAUAUGAAGCUUAUGAAGACUACGAAGGAGCUGUUCCUAAAAUGAUGUG